Molecule: messenger RNA, 3854 nt
Organism: Lingula anatina
Lineage: Eukaryota; Metazoa; Brachiopoda; Lingulata; Lingulida; Lingulidae
Product: high affinity cAMP-specific and IBMX-insensitive 3',5'-cyclic phosphodiesterase 8B
Biological process (GO): signal transduction
Molecular function (GO): 3',5'-cyclic-nucleotide phosphodiesterase activity
Source: RefSeq, a predicted model, not a curated record
AUAUCGAUUAGAAGCCUUUUCGUCAAUCUUAAAAAGACCACGCACACUGUAGGCCUUCAAAGAGGCCUGUGUAAUCAAUCACUCGUUUGUCGUCGAAGCUGGCACCACGUGAUUCCAUGCGCUAGAUUUCAAGAGGUCUUCGAGGCAACGAGUUAUUCCUGUGAGGUGGCGUUGCAGAACAAAGAUGAUCCUUCAGAAACUCCACAAGAUAGAAGGUGAAAUUGUACUUGGACUUUUGAGUUUAUAAAAACUGCAAUGGGUUGUGCCCCAAGUCUCCACUCCACUCGCACAGGGGUCCUUUUGUGUAAAGACGCUGAAGAUUCUAAUUCUGCCAAAUACAGCAGUUCCCAGGCGCAGUCCCAGUUCCAAGUCAUCAAGACCGAGUCCCAUUCAGACCAACCCUCAAGUGGCACAAUCUCCUUCACUAGUUCAUCAAAUAAAAGUAAAGUUGGGCCUUCAGAAAUGGUGGCAAGCAUGAGUCUUAAAGAACAUACAGAACAUCGAGGGAAAAGACUGGCUGUCAAGGUCUCAGAGAGUGAACUAACAUUCGGUCCAAUGCGGCUGAAACAGCAUACUAUGUCGAUUCUGCUGGUGUUUGGGAAGGAUGACGGGCAGAGCGAUAGCUUCUGGUUUGCAGCAGACAAAGCCGGAUAUAAAUGCAACCUCGCUCGUAACUCGGAGACCGCCUUGGACAUCUUUCUGGACAAACACCCAGAUGUCGUAGUUAUCGAUCAUAGACAUUCCAAGCACUUUGAUGCAGAGACCUUAUGCAGGUCUAUUAGAGCAACCAAAGCCAGUAAAUACACAAUACUUAUAGCUGUUACCAAAAAGACUUCUUCAGACAGAGAAGAAGCACCAAUCUUACCUCUUUUACAAGCAGGAUUCAAUAGGCGUUUUAUAGAAAACCAUAAUGUAGGCACAUGUUUGAAUGAGUUGGUCUCCAUAGAACAUGGCGAGUUACGAUCCCAGCUUAAAUUACGUGCAUGCGAUGCAUUAUUCGCAGCAUUAGAACACAGCAGUGAUGCUAUUGAAAUCACCAGCAAGGACCAUAUUGUACAGUAUGUGAACCCUGCCUAUGAGAGCAUGCUUGGUUAUACCUUAGAUGAGCUUCUCGGGAAAGAUAUCCGGAAGCUGCCUAAUUGUGAGAAGAACAACGCUGAGCACCAAGAGAAUGUGUUUGCUCAGUUAAAGAAAGGGAAGUCUUGGGAAGGCACAUGUUAUGCAAAGAAGAAGACUGGAGAGAGCCUGUGUCACCACUGUCACAUUCUUCCAGUUGAAGGUGGAGGAGGAAAAAUCCGGCAUUAUGUAGCAAUACGCAACCCAGCCCCUGAAAACUGCCAGUUAGAUAGGUACCACAGGGACUGUGAACACUCUGACCACCACAGUUCUAAGCCCCAUGAUUACCGAUCUCAGCGGAAAGGAUCCUGUGAUAUGAGAUCAAUAUCCAGCUCAGAUGUGUGUCAUCUUGCAGAUUUGUUUUGGCCUCCAGGGGGACACAUCCACAGCAGACGACGGGAUUCAGCAGCCAGGAUUCACUCCAUGACAAUAGAGGCUCCAAUCAAUAAGGUGAUAAAUAUCAUCAAUGCUGCACAAGAAAACAGUCCUCUCACCGUGGUUCAGGCCUUGGAUAAAGUCUUGGAAAUCCUACGGACGACUGAGCUGUACUCCCCGCAUCUUACAUCACAGCAAGUCAGGGAGGAGGAUCAGAUGACUAGCGACUUGGUGGGGGGACUCAUGUCGUCACAAGGCUCUGUAAGAUCUGCUGAGCAAGAGCAAGGAACAACAAAGAGAAGGAUGUCAUCCACAGAUAAAUUUAGUCACCACAGUCACAUUCCUCAGCAGUUGCCUGCCACAAUGCUGUCUCAGGUCCCAGCAGACAUCUCCAGACUCCUAGAGACUGAACCCCAGUGGGAGUUCAAUAUACUGGAACUGGAAAGACUCACUAACAGGAGGCCCUUAGCAUAUUUGGCAAUGAAGACAUUCACACGGUUCAAUGUUUGUGAAUUUCUAAAUACCAGUGAAACCACCAUGUGGAACUGGUUGCAGCUUAUUGAAGCCAAAUAUCACAGCAGCAACAAAUAUCACAACUCCACACAUGCUGCCGAUGUCAUGCAGUCAACAGCCUACUUCCUGGAAAGACAAAGAAUCAAGAGUUUAUUUGAUCACAUGGACGAAGUGGCAUCGCUGAUUGCCGCAGUGGUCCAUGAUGUGGAUCACCCUGGGAAAACAAAUGCCUUCUUAGUCAAUGCUGGCAAUGACCUGGCACUUGUCUACAAUGAUCUAGCCGUCCUGGAAAGCCACCAUGUAUCUUUGGCUUUCCGCCUGUCUGCACAGAAUGAUGACGUCAAUAUAUUUAAGAACUUGGAGAGAGAUGAUUUCCGUGCUAUGCGCCAGAUGAUUAUUGACAUGGUUCUGGCAACUGAACUCACCAAACAUUUUGAGCAUUUAUCAAAGUUUGUAAACUGUACAAAGCAUUUUGUGGAAAAAGAAGAGGAGGAUUUCUCACUGAAUGGGUCUCAAGAUGCUCAAACUACAUUAUCCUUGCCAGAGAACAAAGCUGUUAUCAAGCGUAUGAUCAUCAAAUGUUCUGAUGUGUCUAACCCAGCCAGGCCAUUCUACUUGUGCAAAGAGUGGGCUCUAAGAAUAGCAGAAGAAUACUUUCAGCAGACUGAUGAGGAGAAGUCGCUUGGUCUGCCAGUGGUGAUGCCAGUAUUUGAUAGGAAAACUUGCAGUAUACCUAAGUCACAGAUUAGUUUUAUUGACUUUUUCAUAAAUGAGAUGUUUGAGGCAUGGGAUGACUUUGCUGAUGUCCCUGACCUGAUUGGGUACCUCCAAGAGAACUACAGGUGUUGGCAGACUCAGCAAAAGGAAGAACAGGACAAACAACAGAAGCAGAGCAGCACAGAACAAGAAGAUGGAACAGAAAGUGAACAAACUACAGAAAACGGUGCCAGGGAAGAACAACAGAUGAGUAAUGGGGAUCUGGAAUCUACAGGCACAAAGAAAGUUACAAUAAAAGACAGAGAGCCAGUGGCACAACAAGAAAGCUUGACAGUAGAAGAUGUAUCAGAAGAGUUAUCUUAGCAGCAAUGUACACAUGGUCCCACACAGAGUGUGGAAAAAGAUGUAUUAAAAACAGAUUAUGAAAAUGUAAAAAUGCACUGCGUAAGUUCAAAUAGUGUUUGUUAUGAUUGUGACCAGAGGAUGGGUCACAGAAUUGUGUUCACCACGGUGUCUGUAUUAACAGAUAGAGAUAAAAAAAAAAUUUAUGAUUAUUUUCUGCAUCUUACAGAUGACGUAUCUGUCUGAAAUAUCCAGUAGAUAUUGUCUUUUUGACAGUUGUUUUAGUUUGGUGUUAUUGCACCAUAAAUCAAACUUGACGGUUUGAGUGUUGGUACCCCCUGUUAUGUAUGCCCCUCUAACGUUUCUUUACUCCCCUUCACCUCAUUAGUAUAUAAUGUAUCUUGGUCAAUGUUUACACAGUGUUCUAAAAUAUUUUUACAGGAUGCAACUUUUUCAAAUUGUCUUUAAUUUUUUUGCCAAAAAGUUAGGCUUACACAUUAAAUGUUGAAGCACACUGCACAAAAUAGAAACCUCUCAGAUGUAAUCAAAGGGUGUGUGCCUUUCUGUGUCUUAUGUUACUGAGCAGGUACGCAUCGGACAUUCUGAGGCACGAACAUGUGUGUGUUAAUGGUUUAAAUUCUAAUGCAAGGCUGUUGCCUGAAUUUUGUUCAUUCACUGUAUGUUGUGAUGCAGGUUGUUAGAGGUGUACAGUGAAUUAUUGGAAAGAAACAAGCAGAUGUGUCAAGUCUUAGCCCCUUUCCAAAAACACUUGAUAUGUAAACAUUCUAGUU